AUGGCUGUCAAUGAAUUUCAAGUGGAGUCUAACAUCUCUCCAAAACAACUGAAUAACCAGUCAGUGUCACUUGUUAUUCCUCGGUUGACAAGAGAUAAAAUUCAUAAUUCAAUGUACUAUAAAGUAAAUCUAAGCAACGAAUCUUUGAGAGGCAAUACAAUGGUAGAGCUUUUGAAAGUUAUGAUUGGCGCAUUUGGUACCAUAAAAGGUCAAAAUGGUCAUUUACACAUGAUGGUUCUCGGUGGCAUUGAGUUUAAAUGCAUCUUAAUGAAGUUAAUCGAAAUCAGACCGAAUUUCCAGCAGUUGAACUUCUUAUUGAAUGUAAAAAAUGAGAACGGUUUUGACUCGAAAUAUAUUAUUGCUUUGCUUCUGGUUUAUGCGCGGUUACAGUAUUAUUAUUUGAAUGGCAAUAACAAAAACGAUGAUGAUGAAAAUGAUUUGAUAAAGUUAUUUAAAGUACAAUUAUACAAAUAUUCACAGCAUUAUUUCAAACUAAAAAGUUUCCCACUACAAGUAGACUGCUUUGCUCACUCCUAUAACGAAGAACUUUGUAUAAUACACAUUGAUGAAUUAGUCGAUUGGUUGGCCACACAGGACCAUAUCUGGGGUAUUCCAUUAGGGAAAUGUCAAUGGAAUAAAAUAUACAACUCUGAUGAAGAGAGUAGUUCUAGCGAAAGCGAAAGUAAUGGUGACAGUGAAGAUGACAACGACACCAGCAGCGAAUCAUAG
This is a messenger RNA of Saccharomyces cerevisiae S288C, 729 nucleotides long. RefSeq names its product U4/U6-U5 snRNP complex subunit PRP38 (gene PRP38). Gene Ontology annotation, cellular component: nucleus. The transcript has a single exon. The record is from RefSeq and is marked reviewed. Lineage: Eukaryota; Fungi; Ascomycota; Saccharomycetes; Saccharomycetales; Saccharomycetaceae. Bases 1 to 729 code for a protein of 242 amino acids.